CGUUGCUGCUCGUAGUCAUGUGGAAAACCAUGGCUGCACACAGAAGCAGGAUGCUUCUCUCUCUAGGUCGAAUAAAUGUUUCUGUUGUUGGACUCCAGACUUCAGUCAGCAGAGCCACGUACACCACGGGUUUAUCUGUAACUUCUAAUCAUGGAAAUAAAGGUUUUCCUGACAGAGGCGGUAGAGGAGGCUUCAAAAGAGCCAGGAGACUUCCAGGGGAUCCCAGGACAGAGAAGAUGACGGUGGAUCAGGACUGGACUUCAGUUUAUCCAGCAGCGGCCCCCUUCAGACCGAGCUCCGUGCCCCUGCCUGUGAGGAUGGGCUACCCCGUGAAGGGAGGCGUUCCUCCAGAGAAGAAGGGCAACUUGGAGCUGAUCAAGAUACCAAACUUUCUGCAUUUGACACCGGCAGCCAUCAAGAAACAUUGUGAAGCUCUGAAACCGUUCUGUACCGAGUGGCCGUCUGCGCUGGACACCGACGCCAAAUGUGACGAGCGCUUCCCCGUCAAAGUAGAGAGCACCGACUACGUGUCUGCCGGCCCAUCUGUCAGAAACCCUUCGGCUCGUGUUGUUCAGCUCAGAGUAAAGCUGUCCAGUUUGAAUCUGGACGAACACGCACGCAAGAAAAUGCUCAAACUUGUUGGGGAGAGAUACUGCAAAGCUACCGAUAUCCUCACCAUCACAGCUGACAGCUGCCCAUUGAGACAGCAGAAUCACGACUAUGCCAUGUACCUGCUGACCGUCCUUUACCACGAGUCUUGGAAAACGGAGGCUUGGGAGGCGGAGAAGACCGUGGCGGACAUGGAAGAGUACAGCUGGGAGGACAGCCCGUCCCAAAAGAACAUCCUGGAUAUGCUGGUACGCAUGAAAGUGGUCAGGGACGGAGAAGGAGAAGGCGAGGACGUGCGUGAGCAGCUGCUGGGAAGAAACGAGGUGCAGGAGUACAAGGACUCUGUGACGAGGUUGAAGAAUGAAGGGGAGAGCGAGAGCACCAUGCUGCAGUACAAAGAGGCUGUCAAGAAAGUACUUAACCUGUAGGACAAGAUGUAUUUACAUGAAGACGGUUACCAAGAGCAACAGCUGGAGGAGUGGCGGCGCCACCCGUGGAAGGAUGCUUUCAGGCAGCAGGUGGUUGAAAAGUUCCUCACCCCUAUCUUAAGGGAGUUUUGGUCUGCGGUCCGUGCACUUUCUAGGUCAGAAGAAACCCAAUGCACCGAGGAGAUGUGCUGGACUGACGGAGGGUUAAACACUGAAGGCCACGAGGAAAAAAAGUCGUCCAUCGUUGCACAAUGUUGAUCUGAACAACCGUUGAAUUGUGGAAGCGUCCAUUAAGUCCCACUUAAGACCAGCGUAGUCCAAAGUCAUCAGUUUAAAGUCAUUGACGUACAUCAAAAUGUAGGUCAGCCAAACGGAUAUCAGAUCGUCUUUCUUGAGGCAAAGUGCUGCGGUCGAAUGCAUCGACUGGUUCUUCUGACGAAAGUCGUUGCGUCACAAGUGAAACCAAAAUCACGGCAAAUAUUGGUAAUCUCAUCCAAACAAUGCCUCUGACUGUUCAGCAGGGACACUACAGGUGAAUAAGGUAAAACAUUUAACUAAUACAGUAGGUAUCACUAUGAAACUUCCCCAGUUGGUCACUUACAUUAAGACAAUUAGUUUUUGUAUUACAAGCUUUCUGACAUUGUAUGUUGAAAUAUGCAAAUGAGGCAUUAUCUUAUUAAAUAUGUACUAAUAUGCAUACAUUUCUAGAACAGAAAUCUGAACAUUGGAUUAAAGUGUGGUUCAAAAUUCUUGUUUCAUUUUGUUGACAUAUUAGA
Molecule: messenger RNA, 1813 nt
Organism: Sebastes umbrosus (honeycomb rockfish)
Lineage: Eukaryota; Metazoa; Chordata; Actinopteri; Perciformes; Sebastidae
Gene: mrps35
Product: mitochondrial ribosomal protein S35
Exons: 9
Coding region: 18-1037 (339 amino acids)
Biological process (GO): mitochondrial translation
Cellular component (GO): mitochondrial small ribosomal subunit
Molecular function (GO): structural constituent of ribosome
Source: RefSeq, a predicted model, not a curated record